Ectocarpus sp. CCAP 1310/34 is the source of this 1692-nucleotide messenger RNA. NCBI's taxonomy places the organism in Eukaryota, Phaeophyceae, Ectocarpales, Ectocarpaceae. The record is from the annotation of a GenBank genome assembly.
CCUGGUACACGCAGAGCUGUCGCUUGCAGGGUUCAGUGUAUCCCGUUGAGCUCAGAUUUCCCCAACAGCAACCGUGCGAUGAUGAAGAGGUUCGGAAGAAUAGCAACGUGCCUACUCUCCUUCAAAGGAGGGUCCCAAUCGUUCACUCUCCGAGCCCAUUCCGCGGUUCGGCGGGCACCAGUAAGAAGGGAAAGGGUGGAUUGUGGUGGUAUUGGUGGGGGUGGAGUUAUCUUGAACAAGACGGGUUACUCGGCGAGGUCGCGACUCUCGUCGUCCGUCAUCGUGGACGUUGAAAGCACGUCCACUGACGAGCCGGUGGGAGAUCUGAAAGCAAGGCUGUUGAGGGCAUCCGCUGGUGUAAAUCGAGGGCUCAGCUGCCGAGAGGGAGACCAGGAGGAAAUUUUAGAGAUCGUGGAAGAGCUAGAGAGGCAAAACCCGAAUCCGACGCCAAACGACGGAUUCUCGGAGGGCGCCUCUAUCCUUGCGGGCGAGUGGAAGCUCAUUUUCACGUCCGCGUUGGACGUGCUGUCGCUGGGAUUAAUCCCAGGCGUGGAAAUCGGCCAGAUAUUUCAGAACAUCAACGAGGAUGGGACCGAGAUCACGAACGUGGUUGACCUUCAGCCAAAGGCGGCGCCGGUGUUGGAGCGCUUCGCGGGCAGCACGUCGGCAAGACUAGAGGUCUUCGCCGCUGCUUCGUUGGAGGGAGACAAGCGCCUCACGCUCUCGUUUCGCCGCUCGCAGUACUCGCCGCAAACGCUUCUCGGUCGGGACGUGUCGGCGACGCUGCCUCCGUUCAAGGUCAGCUUCCCGGAGAUCCCCGGCACCAACGCCGGAUGGAUUGACACCACCUUCAUCGACGAAGAAAUCCGGGUUGCGAGAGCUUUUGGUGGAAAUCUGUUCGUUCUGGCUAGAGUCUGAACAACAACGAGAAGGCGACCAAAAUUCGGGCGUGCGGGUAGAGGGCUUGGCGUGCACGCUGCGGAGUACACAGCCGGGAGCCGUUUCUCGAACGCUUUUGGUGUGACCCGUGAGUUAUUUGCUGUUGCACAGGAUGGACUGAUGAUCUGCGUAGUGACCAUCCGGAGGGCUUGGGUGUUUCUGGUGCAUAUGCAUGCAUGUACAGAGUGCAUGAGGAUACGUUGGAGGGCGACAUAGAGGAGAUGUCAGUAGGGUUGUAGGGACUAUGGCAGAAUCUGUGUCGUGCUGACCUCGCUUUUGGGUCGCAAGAAGCGAGCGACUACAGGUAGCUGUUGUUCGACCAUGUGGUGCACUUUUUGGCUGGCAUUGUGUGUUGUCUUCGGUACUACUGUUCUACAGCAGUUUGCUCUUCGAGGCGUACCAUAUCAUACGACCGUUUUCUGGUUGCCACUGCAGCGCAACUAAAGCGCCCAACAGUACGCACUGAAUCAACAAUGUCGAGUCUGAUGCUCUCACCGGGAUGAGUGCGAAAUGGGCGGAUGCGUGUGUGUGUGGAAGGCGUUGCGGUGUGAAUAUACUCAUCAUUGUUGAGUAAGUGGUAACCUCAGGACCAUAUACAGAAGGUGAAGAGGAACGAGUUCGGGCGUCCCUGCUGUUUUUCCCGAUUUCAUGCCACCUCUGUUUCGCGUUCAAAAUCAUGGCAUGCGCCGAACGCUGAAAACGGCAUGGCGAAAACAGAAAUAGAUGAGCUUACGCAUUCCAUUGAAGCCUGGG